Messenger RNA from Talaromyces proteolyticus, 1563 nucleotides. RefSeq lists its product as uncharacterized. The transcript is spliced from 2 exons. The record is from RefSeq and is a predicted model, not a curated record. The annotation marks the transcript as partial. Lineage: Eukaryota; Fungi; Ascomycota; Eurotiomycetes; Eurotiales; Trichocomaceae.
CUGCCUCCGCGGCCGAAUCGGGCUGCUCGCCAUACCAAGCGCUUGACCCUCAGCUUCCCCAUCGUGUCCCCGCCGGCUUUUCAAUCAGAACAGUCUUCACCAUCUGUCGGUCCGGUCACCCCGGUCGUUGACACACCUCGGACAACAAUGGCCUCAGGACAGCCGCCGUUAGACUCCUUGGCUCCUCCUAGCGAGGAGACCCGCGAGACGACUGAUCUGCUGACCGCGAUAGCCUCGCAGGAGCGCAAAGUCCUGGAAUUGCGGGAGGAGCUGCAGAAGGCGGAGACAGAGCUGGCUGGGUUGAAGAAACAAUGGGUUUCCAACGAGAGGCAGAAAAAGAGGACCGAGAUCAGUUAUCACGCAGAGGCUAUGAAACCGAUGAAGCCUACUGAUGCGCCCGCCGAGGAAUCUCCCAGAGCCUCGGAAACUUCGAGCCCAAGCACAACAGACCCUACAUCUGUGCAAGUUAGAAGGAGCAAGGAACUGGAGAGACGAACUAGCGUUCGAUCGAGCCACAAGGCGAAUGUUUCGAUCUCUUCCAAUGGCCGAAGAGUGUUUGCGGGCUCUAAACAUACUCGCACGCUCUCUCUGCUGUCGCCAGAAAUGGGCGUGGUCAGGUCGCCGUUCCCCAUGAAGGACGGGGAGAAUCAGAAAGCUGGUGGCGAAAACCAAGUGACCAGGCAUCCUCGAUCCGCUACGUUGCCGUCCGUCGAGCGAGCUGAGGUCUCGAAUUCUUCUGAGCAGGCUAAUUCCCUAGAAGAUGAUGCGGCGAAUCAAUGGCGGCGGUCUAUGCCACCGCCCUCGAGAGAAGCGCUUUUGCGCACGGGUAGACAAAUGGCAUCGGAUCUGAGAGAGGGUUUGUGGACAUUUUUGGAAGAUAUCAGGCAAGCUACAGUUGGGGAAGAAGGGAUUAGUGGCACGGAAUCGCGUACAUUACAGCCGCCAGCUGCUCCAAGACGAUCUAGUAGUGGACAACGGAGUGAACGCAGUGUCACGCCGUCUCGGAAUCGUGAAAGACCGGAAACACUCGGUCGUUCGGAUUCUUCCCAAUCAAUGUCCAAAGAGACAGCAAAAAUAUCUGGUAAAACCACUCCUCUGGCCGGCGCGGAGGUAUCAUUUUGGAGUGAAUUCGGAGUUGAUACGCCGGGGCAGAAGUCCAAGACAAAACAAAGAACCGCCGACAAUAUCCAAAACGAACAGAAAGAGCCCGAAAACUCGAGCCUUCAGCCCGAAGAGACGGAUGAUUGGGUUAACUGGGAGACGCCGCAACCCGCUAAAUCGCAUACCCCAUCUUCCAGCCAAUCGACCAUCAAUUCCAAAAAAGACCAAUCUCCAUCAACUCAGCUCAGCAGCCCCAGAACCAGUGCCAGUUUUGGGGAGCGGAAUAUAGAUGGAGAAGACCGGCGUCGCUCUGAAAGCAUCCCAUGGCCAGCACUAAGCAAGUUCACCGCUUCUCAGCUUACACGCACUGCGUCAAGCUUGAUGGACGAGUGGGAAAAAAGUCUCACUUCCUCGAAGCAAAGCUCUCCUAAGCUGGAUCAGGAUGAAUGGGAAGCUUUCUAA